CGCGUGGCGCGUUCUUCCUGCCCGAGAGCGCGUGGAAUGACUAGCUAUAAUUGUAGGCCUGCUGUCUUCGUGACUGGCCUGAGGCUGGGCUCCGUGACCUGCACGUCGAAUGCGUCGGCCAAUUCUGACAAAUAGGUGAGCCAGGCCUGUGCAGAGUAGAGGCGGGGAGGCGCGACCGGCAACGGUGCUCGACAAUCAGAAAGGAGCGGGCUCCUCGACCGAAGGCUGACAAAUCAUGGCUGCCGAUACGGAUCACGCAUACCGGAAUAGAGGUGGUCUCGAAACAAGGGCAGGGACCGAACAGAAGAGAGGCGACGAACACGAACCUGGCGCUGAAAGAAUAAGGUCCGACAACGCAAGCAGGCGGGGAACCGACACUAGGCGGAGCACCGAAUUGGAACGAACGCGGUCUAUUGUGGAGGAAGAUGAUCGCCCGCAUUACAGUCCUUCGUCGGACAAGGCAAGGGGCAAGGACAGAGCUCAGGCGAAAGAUUUAGGCUAUCAGCGCGACGAUCGCACGAGGGCUGAAAGGGCCGAGCCAAGGAUACUCGAGCGGUCCAGCCGACAUAGGGCUUCUGUAACUGAAAAGCAGCCUGACGACGAACCCAGCCUGGAAUACGACACCAACUCCAUCGGUGCUGGUUACGAAGGAAGGUCGGCUUCCAAGAGCAAGGGGAAAGCCCGCAAGCCAGAGCCGGUGGUGCCCAAGAGAGAAUCGAGGCGCUUGAUGUCCGAAAGGGAUUAUCGCGAGAACCUCGACCGUGAUACGAGAACCGAGCAUGCCCGAAGGUCGACCCGGAAAGAGCCCUCGGAACAUCCGGUACGACAUAGGAAAGCCGAAAAAGAGGCGGACGAGACUCGUGGGCCUGGUGACUUCAGAGAGCGCGAAGCAAACGCUGUGGUGAAGGAAAGGAAGUUCGCAACUGAGCCGAAUGCACGUCCCACCUCUGCGAAAAAAGGCCACGCAAAGCAGGUGGCGCAAGAGAAAGGCCCAGACAAGACACCUGCAAUCGUCGCCGGCACGUUGGAGGGCGAAGAGAAGUACUCCACGGACUCCGAAGAUUAUUACGAAGAGAUCACUGAAGAAGUCUUAGAGCCGGACCCCCACGACUUGCGCCAAGGACGCGGUGGAGUUAUAAUCCGUCGCACGACACGUUCCACUUCGAAAACGCGAAAGUACGGCAAGCCGAACGCUCGUAAGUCAGGUGCGCAGCCCAGUUCAAGGCAUAAGACAACCACCGCUAGUGAGAAAAAGCAACACGACGACGAGAUUGACGCAGAAAAGAAGAAUGAGACCCCGACUAGCGACGCGGAAGACUCGUACCUGCCAGCGCUAGACAGCGAAGAGAAGGAGACGGGAACGUGUCCCUGUUGCGGAUCCUGCUGGCCUAGUCACAUGGAUGAGUCGCGGAUGAAGGCGGUUCAAGGAAAAAGCAGAAUUUGGCGACGUCGCUUGCGCCGUGGUGACGAAGGCCCUGUCGGAGACGAAUGGUACGAGGUUCGUAAUUUCGGGCCCAAGCAGAACUCGCGCUUCAAGCAAAAAACCGACAAGGCCAACACCGACGGCGGUGGUAUUCCUCCGUAUUCCGCACAGCAACUAUACCGCCCGGCAGUGCAGGGACAAGACGUCUACUAUAACGCCUAUCAACCGAACCUCCAAAGCCCCUACCAGAGACCCCAACAUCCGUUGUUCCCAGCUUCUAUGUCCUUUCCGCAGCCGUACCCGAUGCCACCAGCGAUGGUGGGCGCGUAUUGCGGGGCUGCCCAGGCGAACUCUGCGUUUCCCGCGGCUACCAGUGGCUACUGCCCCACGUGCCGCGCGCAAGCGCACUUGGGGCCGCUGUCGUUCGGCUGUGCUCAGCCGGUGCCGACCAUUAGCAUGGAGGACUUCUUACGCCGCGAGCAGCGUGUGCGCCAAGAAGAGAGGCUGCGCCUAGAGGAGAAGCAGCUGCGGGAGGAGAAGCUGCGACGCGAAGAGCGCCUGCGCCAGGAGGAGCGGCUGCGGCGCGAACAGCGGGCCCGCAAGGAGGAGCGAAGGCGGCGCGAGCUCGAGGAGGAGCGGCUGCGCCAGCAAGAACGACUGCGCCUCGAAGAGCGCUUUCGCGAGGAGCGCCUCGAGCAACAGCGCAGGGAGCGCCUCGAGAGGCAGCGGCGCGAGCGACUCGAGGAGCAGCGCCGCUACAACGACACCCUGCGUCGAGCGCUGGCCGAGCAGAGGAUGGCCGCCGACCGCGGUGCUGCGGUCCCUCCCAGCGGCUUCCUCGACGAGGUCUUGAUGAGGGGCCGUCUGCGACCGGCGCCUUGCUCAGUUUCGAGUAGAACGGGCUUGCAGGACGGGCUCAGGACGCGCGAUCUGUUGCUCAGGGAUUCGGAGCGACCAGCUGCGUCGACGCGAGGCGCCAGUCGCCCUCUAAGCUGGGAUGACGUGAAGCGCUACACUGAGACGACCGGAGACCCGCGGGACGGCUGGGGACCUCCAUCCCGUGGCGGUGGCAGGUUUCGCUAGGGACGCGCCGCGGUAAAUCGAGUGUGCGCGCGCUUGGACACCGUCUGAACUGGGACGCGCUGCAGCGGACCCAUAUUUUUCAUCCAGUAAGCGUCCGUUGCAGAACAACCAAACCGGCCUAGUAGAAUGCACCGAGGACGACAAAUGACAUCAGCCCACCCCUUAUGGUUUGGCAAACGAUAAGUGCAGCGAAGUAGCUACGCAGCUUCUCCGCAGUUAGCAUAUAUGUGCAGUGAAGCUACCUUGCAAAAAGGCACCACAUAUAUUAUUUGUCGUGCCGAGUUGCUUGAAAAUUAGCGCUAGAGAGGCGGGAAUCACCUCUACUUAUCGGACAAUUGGCCGCAAAACUAUCAAGAUUCAUUACGAUGUAUUUUAUGGUGGAUGUGCUUGAAACGAGCGGAUCGUCUGUGAACAUAGCGCACGUGGUGGCUUAAUGUCAGCGCAAUUCGCCGUUCUUUUAUUUUUUUAGUGCAACCACUCCUAAUAUAUCCUAUAUGUGACAGCUAAGAGGUAUGCCAAGAUGACGUUAGAAUUAAUUUGCCACCGGCUAUGUUGUCGCCUAUCUAAAAGGUACUCCACCAUCUAUAUCAAUAUAACCUUUUCACCUUUA
This is a messenger RNA of Dermacentor albipictus, 3116 nucleotides long. Its product is annotated as trichohyalin-like. The record is from RefSeq and is a predicted model, not a curated record. Lineage: Eukaryota; Metazoa; Arthropoda; Arachnida; Ixodida; Ixodidae.